AUGUCUGACUAUUUCACGUUUCCUAAGCAGGAGAAUGGCGGUAUCUCGAAGCAGCCUGCGACACCAGGUUCAACUCGGAGCUCUUCUAGAAAUUUGGAGUUACCGAAGAACUAUCGUUCAUUUGGUGGUAGUAGCGAUGAACUGGCAUCUAUGUAUUCCGCCGACUCCCAGUACUUGAUGGAUAUGAUUCCUGAUUCAUUGACGCUGAAAAAUGAGCCAGCAUCUGGAAAUACGCAAAUGAACGGGCCAGAUGGCAAAGAGAAUAAGGACAUAAAACUUGACGAGUAUAUAUUACCCAAGACAGACCCAAGGUCACCCUACUAUAUUAACAUGCCUAUACCUAAAAAAUUGCCGAAGAGUGAAGGUAAGGCGAGGGCUAAACAAAAGGUUAACAGGGCUGAUCCUUCUGAUUUAGAUGUGGAGAACAUUUACGAAACUUCCGGGGAGUUUGUUAGAGAGUAUCCGACAGAUAUUUUGAUUGAUAGGUUUCACAAAUGGAAGAAAAUCUUGAAAAGUUUGAUCGCUUACUUCAGAGAAGCUGCCUACUCUCAGGAACAAAUUGCAAGGAUCAACUACCAGAUGAAAAAUGCCGUAAAAUUUGCUUUUCUUACUGAUUUGGAAGAUGAAACAAACAAACUGGUUGAUCCAAGUAUAUCUAAGUUGCCUACUAAGAAACCUCAGCCUGUCCCAUUGGCCGCUCAAAAAUUGGACAGCAAGUACGACACAGAUGUGGAACAGCCGCAGUCAAUCCAAUCAGUACCUUCGGAAGAGGUAGCUUCAGCUUCUUCUGGCUUCAUGAAAUUUGGGUCAGGAUCCAUUCAAGAUAUUCAAGUGAUUUUGAAGAAGUACCAUUUAUCUUUGGGUAGUCAACAAUAUAAGAUCUCUAAGGAAAUCUUGGCAUAUAUUAUACCCAAAUUGACCGACUUGCGUAAGGAUUUGACCACAAAGAUGAAAGAAAUUAAAGAAUUAAAUGGAGAUUUCAAGACUAACAUAGGCGAGCAUAUCAAAAUAACAAGCAGGCUUCUGAAUAAAUAUAUUGCUUCAGUGAAGUUAUUAGAUGAAGCAUCCACUUCGGGCGAUAAGCAAGGUGAAAAAUUAAAACCAAAACACGAUCCAUACCUUUUGAAAUUACAACUAGAUUUGCAGCUGAAAAGACAAUUACUCGAAGAAAACUAUCUUCGAGAAGCUUUUCUGAAUUUACAAUCAGCAGCACUACAACUGGAGAAAAUAGUAUAUUCUAAAAUUCAAUCCGCAUUACAGCGCUACUCAGCGUUAAUUGAUUCAGAAGCACGAUUAAUGAUCAAAAAUUUGUGCCAUGAAUUGCAGCAAGGUAUUCUAUCUAGACCACCGGCUGUAGAGUGGGAUAAUUUUGUCUCUCAUCAUCCUACCUGUCUGAUGAAUUUAAAAUCGACAGACCCGCCACCGCAACCCAGAAGAUUAUCUGAUAUUGUUUAUCCUAACAUGAAAUCGCCGCUGGCCAAAUGCAUUAGAGUAGGAUAUCUACUGAAGAAAACAGAGUCUUCUAAAAGUUUUACUAAAGGUUAUUUUGUGUUGACUACAAAUUAUCUUCACGAAUUCAAAAGCAGCGAUUUCUUUCUAGACAGCAAGUCUCCCCGUUCAAAAAAUAAACCUGUUGUUGAACAAUCAGACAUUAGCCGUGUGAAUAAGGAUGGGACUAACGCUGGCAGUCACCCAUCGAGCAAAGGGACACAGGAUCCGAAACUGACGAAGAGAAGAAAGGGUUUGAGUUCUUCGAAUCUAUAUCCUAUCUCUAGUUUGUCUUUAAAUGAUUGCUCAUUAAAGGAUAGUACUGACUCAACUUUUGUUUUACAAGGGUAUGCUAGUUAUCAUUCACCAGAGGACACAUGUACAAAAGAAUCAAGCACGACCUCAGAUUUGGCAUGUCCAACAAAGACGCUUGCUUCAAAUAAGGGCAAACAUCAACGUACGCCUUCAGCUCUCUCGAUGGUGUCCGUUCCGAAAUUUCUAAAGAGUUCUUCCGUGCCCAAGGAACAAAAAAAGGCUAAAGAAGAAGCUAACAUCAAUAAGAAGUCAAUUUGCGAGAAGCGCGUUGAAUGGACGUUUAAAAUAUUUUCCGCAAGUCUUGAACCAACUCCAGAGGAAUCAAAAAAUUUCAAGAAAUGGGUUCAGGACAUAAAAGCGCUUACAAGUUUCAAUUCUACUCAGGAGAGGUCGAACUUCAUUGAAGAAAAGAUUCUGAAAAGUAGAAACCAUAAUAAUGGAAAGAGCUCUCAAAGGUCCAAAAACAGUACAUAUAUCACUCCAGUAGACAGUUUUGUUAACCUUUCUGAAAAAGUAACGCCAUCUUCCUCUGUUACCACGUUAAACACUAGGAAGAGGGCAAAUCGUCCUCGUUAUAUAGACAUCCCAAAAAGCGCAAAUAUGAAUGCAGGCGCUAUGAAUUCCGUAUACAGGUCAAAAGUCAAUACACCAGCCAUUGAUGAAAAUGGUAAUCUGGCCAUAGUGGGAGAAACGAAAAACAGUGCUCCACAAAAUGGUAUGAGUUACACAAUUAGAACCCCUUGCAAAUCGCCUUAUUCACCUUAUACUGGGGAAGGUAUGCUUUACAACCGGUCAGCAGAUAACUUAAUGGCAUCCUCUUCGCGAAAAGCAUCGGCUCCCGGAGAGGUACCUCAAAUAGCUGUUAGUAAUCAUGGGGAUGAAGCCAUUAUUCCGGCAAGCGCGUAUUCAGAUAGUAGUCAUAAAUCGUCUCGUGCCUCCAGUGUUGCAUCCAUUCACAACCAACGGGUUGAUUUUUAUCCUUCGCCAUUAAUGAACUUACCAGGUGUUUCACCCAGUUGUCUAGCAUUGGAUGGUAAUGCAAACGGAUAUUUUGGAAUACCAUUGAAUUGCAAUUCGGAAGCAAGACGAGGGUCAGAUCUUUCACCUUUUGAGAUGGAGUCUCCAUUGUUCGAGGAAAACAGAACUCAAAACUGCAGUGGCUCUCGCAAAAGUUCAGCUUGUCAUAUUCCCCAUCAAUGUGGUCCAAGGAAAGAAGGUAAUGACUCACGAUUGAUCUACGGCAAUGAGAAGGGCGCCUCACAAUCACGUCUAACGUUGAAGGAACCGCUUACAUCUAAAGGUGUUGAAGCUCCUUAUAGCAGUUUGAAAAAGACAUAUAGUGCGGAAAACGUCCCACUAACAUCUACUGUAUCGAAUGAUAAGUCUCUUCACUCGCGCAAGGAGGGAAGUACUAAUACUGUACCUGCUACAUCCGCGUCAAGUAAGUGA
This is a messenger RNA of Saccharomyces cerevisiae S288C, 3252 nucleotides long. It is a transcript of the gene RGC1, whose product is annotated as Rgc1p. NCBI's taxonomy places the organism in Eukaryota, Fungi, Ascomycota, Saccharomycetes, Saccharomycetales, Saccharomycetaceae. Bases 1 to 3252 code for a protein of 1083 amino acids. Gene Ontology annotation, cellular component: cytoplasm. The transcript has a single exon. The record is from RefSeq and is marked reviewed.